AUGAUGUCAACCCUUAUGCGCAACAACUCUGGCUUUGGAUGGGACCCAAUUGGAAAAACUUUCACUGCUCAUGAGGAUGUAUGGAAAUAUUACUUAAAGUCUCACCCAAGUCACAGCAAACUUCGAGGAAAAAGUAUGGUUGAUUAUGAGUAUUUGAAGAUCGUUGUUGGGGGUGGAGUUUCUAGCGGGAAUAAUUCUAUAUCAGUCGAUCCAGAUGAUACUGAUGCAACAACUUUUGAGCCAGAAAAUAGAACUGUUGGGAUAGAAGAAUUUUCAUAUGAUCCUAAUAGUGAUACAUUCAUAACACCAAAUAACUAUGAACCAGCAUAUCAGCCUCCAUCACCAAACCAACCAGAUUGUCAGCCAGAACACUCGAUAUUGUGUAAUCCGCAAUACAUUUGGCCGAUCACAAUUUGCUACAAGUGA
Glycine soja is the source of this 426-nucleotide messenger RNA. RefSeq lists its product as uncharacterized. The transcript is spliced from 2 exons. Bases 1 to 426 code for a protein of 141 amino acids. The record is from RefSeq and is a predicted model, not a curated record. Lineage: Eukaryota; Viridiplantae; Streptophyta; Magnoliopsida; Fabales; Fabaceae.